Molecule: messenger RNA, 1082 nt
Organism: Elgaria multicarinata webbii
Lineage: Eukaryota; Metazoa; Chordata; Lepidosauria; Squamata; Anguidae
Gene: LRTM1
Product: leucine rich repeats and transmembrane domains 1
Exons: 3
Coding region: 33-1082 (349 amino acids)
Cellular component (GO): plasma membrane
Molecular function (GO): protein binding
Source: RefSeq, a predicted model, not a curated record
UGAACAGAGUCUUCUACAAUCUCAACAAGUGAAUGACCAUGAAAGGUUCAUUGCUUUUCGUUUCAAGUGUUGUUAUACUAAUUAAUAUGGUGAGAGGCUGUCCUCCGAAAUGUCGAUGCCAUCCGUUUUCAAAGUCAGUGGAUUGCAGAAAUCAAGGACUUGUUGACAUUCCUUCCCAUUUACCUGCUGAAACUCAAAUAUUACUUUUGUCAAACAAUCACAUUCAGAAAAUCAGCCAAAGCGCUUUCACUGACACGUUGGCUUUAAAAAUUCUGGACUUAUCCAAUAAUUCUGUCUCAGGUCUGUUGCCUGGCACAUUCAAAGGACUGCGAAAUCUACAGAUUCUAAACCUAACUAAGAACUUCAUUGAAUAUGUAGACAACAGGACUUUUAGUUCCCUUCCACACCUAAAAGAGCUGGAUUUAUCAUCCAACAAUAUAUUAAGUCUGCCUGGAACUCUAGGAAAUAAUACAUGGAACAUAACAUUAUUGUCUCUGAAACAUAAUAAACUUCAAAAAGUAGACAGGCUUCUGUUGGAAUCUCUGCCGAAUCUGAAAGUGAUUCUUUUUAAGGGUAACUACUGGCAAUGCAAUUGUCAGGUCUUUGGCCUUAAAUUAUGGCUGGAAAGUUUUUUGUACAGAGGGGGAGUCAGUGAUGGUGUAAUCUGCGCAACGCCUGGAAAUCGGAAGGGAAAAGACCUCCUCAGAAUCCCGUAUGAGUUGUAUGGGAUCUGUCCUCACACAGUUUCUGAAGUUCACCAGGCCAAUACACAUCACUACGCUGAGCACAGGAGUUCUCUGAAGCACGGCCGCCACAAUGAGCACGGAGGAGAUGGCAGCCGCGCACACUGUGAACCCAAACCCAAGCCACGGCCUGUGAGCUUGCGUCAUGCCAUUGCCACUGUAGUAAUAACUGGUGUGGUCUGUGGGAUUGUAUGUCUCAUGAUGUUGGCUGCCGCGGUGUAUGGCUGCGCGUACGCUGCAAUUACUGCAAAAUACCACCGGGAAAACUCACACUCGCCCCCUGGCAAGGAGAAGGGAAGUGUUGAGGAAAGCAAGCCAUUUCAGAGCUCAAUGGCUUGA